Molecule: messenger RNA, 3099 nt
Organism: Cyclospora cayetanensis
Lineage: Eukaryota; Apicomplexa; Conoidasida; Eucoccidiorida; Eimeriidae
Product: calcium-transporting ATPase 2, endoplasmic reticulum-type
Exons: 16
Coding region: 1-3099 (1032 amino acids)
Biological process (GO): calcium ion transmembrane transport; intracellular calcium ion homeostasis
Cellular component (GO): membrane
Molecular function (GO): ATP hydrolysis activity; P-type calcium transporter activity; ATP binding
Source: RefSeq, a predicted model, not a curated record
AUGGCUUCUCCAGGCCCUUCUAAGGGCCCCCUUUCAUCGCUGCAGGAUGCACCCCACGUCGCGACAGUCAAGGAGGUGUUGAAUUACCACCAGACCAGUUUGGAUGUUGGUCUUUCCAGCGAGGUCGCAGCUGAACGCCUCGAGCACUUUGGGCCUAACGAAUUGAAGCAUGAGGAGGGAAAGAGCCUUCUACAACUCAUUCUUGAGCAGUUUCAAGACCUCCUUGUCAGGAUCUUGCUAGCGGCUGCAGUCGUCAGUUUCAUUUUAGCGCUGGUGGAUGGGGGAGAGGGGGGUCUCGCAGCAUACGUUGAACCUGUCGUGAUUCUGAUCAUUCUCAUCCUCAAUGCGGCUGUAGGCGUCUGGCAGGAGUCGAAUGCAGAAAAGGCCCUGGUGGCUUUAAAGCAGUUGCAGCCACAGCUAGCACGUGUUUGUCGGUCUGGCACUUGGCGCUGUGUAUCUGCUACAACAUUGGUGCCUGGCGAUCUCGUGGAUCUCAGAUGCGGAGAUAAGGUUCCGGCAGAUUGUCGUGUAGUUGAACUGAAGACCGCUUCCUUCAGAGUCGAGCAAAGCCAGCUUACUGGGGAGAGUAUUGCUGUCCUCAAGGAUGCCGAGGCCUUGCCUGCGUCUCUGCAUGACUGCGAGAUUCAAUCUCAGCGUUGCAUUUGUUUCAGCAGUACAACAGUGGCUCGCGGGAGAGCGCUGGCGGUAGUCGUGAGAACAGGGAUGGAAACGCAGAUAGGCUUAAUCCAGGCUGCAGUGCAUGAGGCGGGGGAAGCCGAUGAAGCGCAGAGUCCUCUGCAGCAGAAGCUCGAUGAAUUUGGGGAGGCGCUCAGCAAAGUGAUCUGCGCUGUGUGCAUCAUUGUGUGGCUCAUCAAUAUCGGGCAUUUCAGUGACGCGGUUCACGGGAGUGCCUUGCGAGGCUGCAUCUAUUAUUUCAAGAUUGCCGUGGCAUUGGCAGUUGCUGCUAUCCCAGAGGGCCUUCCGGCAGUGAUUACGACUUGUCUUGCGCUUGGCACUCGAAAGAUGGCGAAGAAGAACGCGAUUGUGCGCAGGCUGCAGAGUGUAGAGACCCUCGGAUGUACGACAGUUAUCUGUUCUGACAAGACAGGCACGCUUACGACGAAUGAAAUGACAUGCGUUCGCUUUUGCGUCGUUGGCAGCAAUGCAACCGAGGUAGACGUAUUUAGGGUAGAUGGAACAGGAUUUUCCGCGAAUGGGUGUGUCUCGAGAGAGACUGGCUCCAAGGGGAAGGGCUCGCAAUGCCUCGCAGAGCACCAGGCAGUGCUGUCGUGGCUUUGCCGCUGCGCAUGCACCUGCAAUGAGGCACACCUCAAUCUUCUUCCCGAGGCUCAUGAAGGCCGUCACUACGAACGGAUGGGGGAGCCUACGGAAGCGGCACUUCUUGUUCUUGUAGAAAAACUUGGGCUUUUCUCGGAGGCGCAGCGUAGCGCCAACGGCAAGCUUGAGCAGCGCAGCUUUGCCUGUCCUACACCCUUCUGCGAUUACUGGAAAGGCGAGUAUAAGGAUCUGGCCACGCUGGAGUUCAGUCGCGAUAGGAAGAGCAUGAGUGUCUUAUCACGGAACGUGCAGACAGGCACGAACCACCUCUUCGUCAAGGGUGCCCCGGAGAGUUUGCUUACAAGAUGCGAUACGAUGAUGCUUCCGAACGGCAACAUAGUGCCUCUAAACGUUGCUGCGCAUGCCAACAUCCUCGCUGACGUUGCGGGCAUGGCACGUGGAGCGCUUCGCACUCUCGCGUUGGCUGUCCGUACAGACACGGGGCCCCUAGCGAUGUAUGGCGAGAAUACAGAGCAGCAUGCUGCUGCUCGCGCGCUGCUCGAUGACCAGUCGAGCUAUGCAUCUCUUGAGAGCAACCUCUGCUUGCUUGGCGUUGUGGGUUUGUUCGAUCCGCCGAGGCCAGAAGUCGGCACUUCCAUUCUUCAGUGCAGGGACGCUGGCAUCCGUGUGGUAAUGAUCACGGGAGACAACAAAGACACGGCGGAGGCUGUCGCUGACCUGGUGCAUAUUCGAGAAGGCUGUGAUAAGACUUUUCCUUCGUACACGGGGAAGGAGUUCGAGAAUCUGACACCCGCCCAGAAGAUGCAAGUCCUUUCACACCCGAGUGGUGCAAUCUUCUCGCGGACGGAGCCGAAACACAAACAGCUCAUCGUAAAGCUGCUGAAGGAGCUAGGGGAAACAACGGCGAUGACUGGCGACGGUGUGAAUGAUGCGCCAGCUCUGAAACAGGCAGAUAUUGGUGUGGCUAUGGGGAUAGCUGGCACGGAGGUGGCUAAGGAAGCUUCCGACAUGGUCUUGGCAGACGACAACUUUAGCACGAUUGUAGCGGCAGUCGAGGAGGGCAGAUCCAUCUACAACAACAUGAAGGCGUUUAUCCGUUACCUAAUCAGCAGCAACAUUGGAGAAGUCGCUUCCAUUUUUAUGACUGCCGCUCUCGGAGUUCCUGAAGGCCUUACUCCCGUGCAGCUUUUGUGGGUGAACCUCGUGACGGAUGGACCUCCUGCCACUGCCUUGGGCUUCAAUCCCGCAGAUGACGACGUCAUGAAGCGGCCCCCCAGACACCGCGAUGAUCGCCUGAUCAGCACCUGGAUCUUUCUUCGAUAUCUGAUGGUUGGAAUUUAUGUAGGCUUCGCCACAGUCGGCAUUUUCGUGUGGUGGUAUGUCUUCGGAACGGAUCCAGCAGAAGCACACACCCUCAUCACCCUGCCUCAGCUAAUGGCGUGGGGUCGGUGCUCUUCUUGGAAGGACUUCAACCCUCUCCCUGUUUAUGGGAUGGCUGAUAACGAACCCUGCUCCUACUUCACGCUUGGAAAGGCGAAGGCGAGCACCUUGAGUUUGACGGUGUUGGUCGUUAUCGAAAUGUUCAAUGCCUUCAACGCCCUCUCAGAGAACCAUUCUCUGUUUCGCAUGCCUCCCUGGAACCGUGUCUUCGGCGUCGUUGAACUCACCGCAAUGGACUGGGUGUACGUGCUGCUGUGGUCUUUCCCCAUCGUCAUCCUCGAUGAGUUCCUAAAGUUUUUGGGUCGGCGGCAUUUUGCACAGCAACGCGUCGCUGCACUCAAAGAGCGCAAGACAGAAUGA